Molecule: messenger RNA, 216 nt
Organism: Protopolystoma xenopodis
Lineage: Eukaryota; Metazoa; Platyhelminthes; Monogenea; Polystomatidea; Polystomatidae
Source: the annotation of a GenBank genome assembly
AUGGAAAAGCGAUGUCGCCAUUUGUCCAAAGGAGAGGCCAAGUCGGCCUUCAUUCUUGACUUCGAGGUUCCACAUGUUCAGCACCGAGAAGGAGGCAUCGUCAGAUUCCGCCAAAUGAAAAGGAUUGAUGAUGACGAUCUGUACGACAGGUCUGGUACACUCCGACCGUCAGGUGAAAGCUACUCGAGUGGGAAUGUUUCAUCUGCUGGAAAUUAG